This is a messenger RNA of Stereum hirsutum FP-91666 SS1, 528 nucleotides long. Its product is annotated as DNA-directed RNA polymerase RPB5 subunit. The coding region runs from base 1 to 528 and encodes 175 amino acids. Gene Ontology annotation, molecular function: DNA-directed RNA polymerase activity; DNA binding. The transcript has 6 exons. Gene Ontology annotation, cellular component: RNA polymerase I complex; RNA polymerase III complex; RNA polymerase II, core complex. NCBI's taxonomy places the organism in Eukaryota, Fungi, Basidiomycota, Agaricomycetes, Russulales, Stereaceae. Gene Ontology annotation, biological process: DNA-templated transcription. The record is from RefSeq and is a predicted model, not a curated record.
AUGUCUUCCUCAGACGACAGUGAGGCUGCUACGCUUUGGAAAGUAAAUCGUACAAUUCAAGAGCUCGUCAAGGAUAGGGGCUACCAAGUGGCGGACGAUGAGAUUCAUAUGGACCUGUCCACCUUCGAGUCUCAUUAUGCAAACAGUGCAGGGAGUGUCGAUCGGAAUCAACUCAAUUUCUUCACCAAUCUACGAGUCAACCCUCAGAUAUUUAAGGACAUACGCAGCGGCGUCAUCAUCUUUCCUGGCAUCAUGACCCCAUCGGCGCGCAAGGUUGAAGAGUUUGCGGAGGCCGACCUGCUCGUAUACAUUACACAUCACAAACUCGUUCCUCGACACGACGUUCUCACUCCAGAAGAAAAGAAAAUGGUUCUUGAACGCUACCACUUGAAGGAGACACAGCUUCCUAGAAUUCAGCCAGCCGAUCCCAUUGCACGAUAUUAUGGUCUUCGACGAGGUCAGGUUGUCAAAAUCACUCGCCCGAGUGAAACGAGCGGUCGGUACGCCAGUUACCGCAUAUGCUUUUAA